Penicillium alfredii is the source of this 348-nucleotide messenger RNA. RefSeq lists its product as uncharacterized. The transcript is spliced from 2 exons. The coding region runs from base 1 to 348 and encodes 115 amino acids. The record is from RefSeq and is a predicted model, not a curated record. NCBI's taxonomy places the organism in Eukaryota, Fungi, Ascomycota, Eurotiomycetes, Eurotiales, Aspergillaceae.
AUGCUGCUCGUGGAGUUUCCGAGUGAAAUUCUGCUGGCCAUCUCCGAGUACCUGGAAUAUGAAUGCGACCUCAACGCGCUAUUCCAAGCCAGCCGCCGUCUCUACGCGGCAGUGAACCCGCUCCGGCCCUGGAAUGGGCCGCCGAGCAAAGCCAGCGUGCGCCGGUUGCUGGAAGCUGGCGUUCCACCCGGUACCACGCGUCACCAACUCUGGAUGCCCAUCGUGGUGACAGCGCGACGUGGACACGCAGAGAUCGUUCAGCAAUUCCUUGACCAUGGGGUCGACCCGAACCCGACAUCCGGCUUUUACAAGGACUGGGAGAAAGAAUGGUGGGAAGAAGGAUUUUAA